UUGGUGGUGAUGGGGGACUUCAACUAUCCAGAUAUAUGUUGGGAAAAUAACACUGCGGGGCACAGACUCUCCAAUAAGUUCCUGGACUGCAUUGCAGACAACUUUUUAUUUCAGAAAGUUGAAAAAGCUACUGGGGGGAAGCUGUUCUAGACUUGAUUUUAACAAAUAGGGAGGAACUUGUUGAGAAUUUGAAAGUAGAAGGAAGCUUGGGUGAAAGUGAUCAUGAAAUCAUAGAGUUUGCAAUUCUAAGGAAGGGUAGAAGGGAGUACAGCAGAAUAGAGACAAUGGAUUUCAGGAAGGCAGAUUUUGGUAAGCUCAGAGAGCUGAUAGGUAAGGUCCCAUGGGAAUCAAGACUGAGGGGAAAAACAACUGAGGAGAGUUGGCAGUUUUUCAAAGGGACACUAUUAAGGGCCCAAAAGCAAGCUAUUCUGAUGGUUAGGAAAGAUAGAAAAUGUGGCAAAAGACCACCUUGGCUUAACCACGAGAUCUUGCGUGACCUACAAAAUAAAAAGGCGUCAUAUAAAAAAUGGAAACUAGGUCAGAUUACAAAGGAUGAAUAUAGGCAAAUAACACAGGAAUGCAGAGGCAAGAUUAGAAAGGCAAAGACACAAAAUGAACUCAAACUAGCUAUGGGAAUAAAGGGAAACAAGAAGACUUUUUAUCAAUACAUUAGAAGCAAGAGGAAGACCAAGGACAGGGUAAGCACACUGCUCAGUGAGGAGGAGGAAACAGUAACGGGAGACUUGGAAAUGGCAGAGAUGCUUAAUGACUUCUUUGUUUCGGUCUUCACUGAGAAGUCUGAAGGAAUGUCUAAUAUAGUGAAUGCUUACGGGAAGAGGGUAGGUUUAGAAGAUAAAAUAAAAAAAGAGCAAGUAAAAAAUCACUUAGAAAAGUUAGAUGCCUGCAAGUCACCAGGGCCUGAUGAAAUCCAGUCGUGUAGGGAGCUGCCAGCAGAGCUGCCAGACCAGGCUCUUAGCUCCCCACAUUGCCCCUCUUAG
This is a messenger RNA of Gopherus flavomarginatus (Mexican gopher tortoise), 998 nucleotides long. RefSeq lists its product as uncharacterized. The transcript has 2 exons. NCBI's taxonomy places the organism in Eukaryota, Metazoa, Chordata, Testudines, Testudinidae. The record is from RefSeq and is a predicted model, not a curated record. The coding region runs from base 285 to 998 and encodes 237 amino acids.